Messenger RNA from Colletotrichum destructivum, 1566 nucleotides. RefSeq names its product Putative tannase/feruloyl esterase, alpha/Beta hydrolase. The record is from RefSeq and is a predicted model, not a curated record. The transcript is spliced from 2 exons. The coding region runs from base 1 to 1566 and encodes 521 amino acids. NCBI's taxonomy places the organism in Eukaryota, Fungi, Ascomycota, Sordariomycetes, Glomerellales, Glomerellaceae.
AUGGCCUUCAACUCGACGGCGGUCUUGGCUUGUUCCUCUUCGACUAUUCCACUGCCAACCGUUUUCGGCACCGAGAUCCUCUCUUUGGAGGCUACCCAAGUCAGCAACUUCAGCCGAAAUGUUGGCACGGGGCUGUACAUGAAUCACGCAGGCGUAGACGUCCAAGGAGCCAACUUCUGCAACGUCUCCAUCUCAUACACCCACCCUGGUCAGAACGACACUGUAAACGUGCAGAUGUUUCUCCCUUCCGAAGGCUGGAAUGGUCGCAUGCAGGCCAUUGGUGGCAACGGCUGGCAAGCUGGGCUCAACUUCGUCACGCUGGCAGGCAUGACUGCAGCCAUGGGUGAGGGUUACGCUUCUCUCUCGACCGACGCCGGUCUUGGAACUGCCGAGUCUGCAACCUGGGGGCUCCUUAGCCCGGGGAACCCCAACCGUUACUUGCUCCAGAACCUCGCCGCUACCACUCUCAACGACCUCUCUCUCAUCGGCAAGAACCUCAUCAACAGUUUCUACGGCGGCCCGCCUGUGCACUCUUACUUCAAUGGCUGCUCCCAGGGCGGCCGCCAGGGCAUGAUGCUCGCGCAACGAUACCCAGAAGCCUUUGACGGUAUUGCUGCGUCUGCUCCGGCCAUCAACUGGAGUCAGCUCUUUGUGGGAGAUCUCUGGGCCAACGUAAUCAUGAACACGGAGGGAAUUUUCCCGCGAGCCUGUGAGAUGCAAGCCAUCAACGAAGCUGCCAUAAAAUCUUGCGAUGCCAACGAUGGUCUUGUCGAUGGCCUCAUUGCCGACCCCGACUCUUGCGAUUUCGACCCCCUGACCCUCGUUGGUACCAGCAUCAACUGCACCGAGACGGGCAAGGACAUGACCAUUUCCGCUGGGGCUGCCCACCUCACACAGCAACUUUGGGAUGGACCGAAGAAGGCCGAUAACACUUCCACGUGGUUUGGGUUCCCCAAGGGUACCGUUCUAUCCUCUACCGAUACAUCUUCCGGCGGCACCGUUGCCCUGACGACCUGCACCGACGACGGCAUCUGUCAUGCCUCUCCUUUGGUCCUCUUGACUGACUGGGUAACCAAGUUUGUUCUCAAGGACGACACCAUCGACAUCUCCAAGCUCACGCGCAAAGAUUUUGAGACCUUGUUCCACGCUUCCGUCAACGAGUACAGCAGUGUCAUCGACACCAAUGACCCAGACCUUUCCGCCUUUCGCGCUCGCGGCGGCAAGAUUGUGGGCUAUCACGGCCUUGCGGACAGUAUCAUCACCCCGGCAUCGACGACGCACUACUACGACGCCGUGACCGCCCGUGACGCCGACGUCCACGACUUCUACCGCGUGUUCCUCAGCCCCGGCCUCGGCCACUGCUUUGGCGGGAACGGCGUAUUCCCCACGGGAACCUUCGACGCCAUGCGCGCGUGGGUCGAGAACGGUACUGCGCCGGAGACGCUGAGCGCUGUCAGUGUCGGCACCUCGCCCGUUCUGAACCGCACUCUGUGUCCCUACCCACUCAAACAGACUUAUGAUGGCGUUGGAAACGCCACAAACGGCGAGGGAUUUACUUGCGCUUAA